Hydra vulgaris (swiftwater hydra) is the source of this 1150-nucleotide messenger RNA. Its product is annotated as spermatogenesis-associated protein 22. NCBI's taxonomy places the organism in Eukaryota, Metazoa, Cnidaria, Hydrozoa, Anthoathecata, Hydridae. The record is from RefSeq and is a predicted model, not a curated record. Gene Ontology annotation, biological process: meiotic DNA repair synthesis; regulation of meiotic cell cycle; homologous chromosome pairing at meiosis.
ACCUAAGUUCUAGUUGAAUUUAAUUCAGCGGGAAUAAAUAAGUUGUUAAUAUUUAACUCAUAAUAAUCCAUAACAUGUUGCGGCAAACAAAAAAGGAAGAAAGCAGUUCUUUAGUGCCAAUUUUUGGCUGUCGCAAAAGACAAAGAGUUUCAGUAUUAGCAGAUCCUAUUGAUUUAUCAGGAGAUAAUGAAGAUGAAAAUUUUUAUUUUAAUGUUCAAUCUCUUGAAAAUCAAUCAUAUCAAAAUAGAUCUCAAAUUGAAAGGUCUUCAAAGCUGCAAAAGCAAUGUAUAAGUUCAGUUACAUCAAAGUCUGAUAUGAAAUACACUUCGAACAAAAAUAUUUUAGUUCAACCCCCUCAGCAGUUUCAGUUUCAAAAGAGUUUGCAUUGUAACAACAAUAGUAUUAAUCAGCAAGGGUACAACAUAAAAAUUGCUAACAAUAUUCAAAUAAAUAAAAAGCUCCCCAGUCCUAACACUUUAAAUGAGAUAAGAAGUUCAAGUGUUUGCAAACAACAUAAAAAUGUAAAUUUUAUAGUGCCGAAUUCAUCAAAACUUUCAACUUGUAAAAAAAACCUGACAUCAUUAUUUUCAAUCUCACAAAAAGAAAGCAAUGAUUUAUUACCAUGGGGCAAAGGUUCAAAUAAAGAAAAUCUCCAACCAACAAAUAUUCAGCGUAAGACAUUAGAGAAACCCAGAGAGAAUGCAUACAAAUUUGUUACAACUACAAUUAAAAACUUAAAGGAAUGGUCUAAAGUUACAGAAAAUAAACCUGUUAUUUUUGAAAUAUUUGGGACAAUGGAGUCAACUGUUUCUCACUGCAAACCUGAAAAGAUUUUUUUUAUUAAAGACCAAUUAGACAAAAUACGAUGCGUUCUCUGGGAAAUUGAUCGUUUUAUGCCGCAUAUACCAAGGGGUUCAGUUGUUAGAUGUGUUGGCAAGUUUAAUGAAAAUUAUUUUCAUUGUUUUUCCAUCCGUCAAGUUAAACCACAUGAAAAUAAUUUAGUUGAGUUCCUCUUAGAAAAAAGUGACCAAGAAUUGCAAAAUCAAAUCGUUAAUAGUAGAGAAUUGUAAAAUAUGUCAUUUAUGAUAUGAGUUCAGUUAAAAAAUAGUUAGCAUAGAUUAACCCGAGAUUUUUUGGGCAUUUAUUUAUU